GCCCCUUUCUCUCACGAUCCAAUGAGCUGAGAGGAAACCACCGCUUCCGGUCCCUCGUACAAACUCAUGUAAGCUAGCCGCUAGCUCUGUAAACAACACAAAAAGUGGCAAUAAACGCCACAGAGGAUGGUUCAGCUCAGUAGAAUCUGCCUCCGGAAGUAUGGAAACUUCAUUGACAACCUCCGUCUGUACGUCCGUGGAGGCAGCGGAGGCAUGGGUUUGCCCCGUCUUGGAGGACGAGGAGGAGAUGGGGGAGAUGUUUGGGUUGUGGCUGCGAAGAACAUGACCUUAAAGAGGAUCAAGGACAAAUACCCCCAGAAACGUUUCUUAGGCGGAACAGGAGCCAACAGCAGUGUGCAGGCACUGAAAGGACAGAAGGGGGAGGACAAGGAGAUCUCAGCUCCUGUUGGUAUCACAGUCACCACUGACAAAGGAAAAAUUCUUGGUGACCUGAAUACUGAGGGUGAUCGUCUGAUGGUGGCAAAAGGAGGAUUCGGUGGCUCCAUGCACUCUGCUUUCCAGCCGAGUAAAGGCCAGGUCAGAAACAUACGGCUGGACCUCAAACUCAUCGCCGACGUGGGCCUUGUUGGGUACCCAAAUGCAGGAAAGUCCUCUCUCCUGACCGCCCUGUCCAACGCCACGCCUCAGAUAGCCAACUAUGCUUUCACAACCUUGAAGCCGGAGAUCGGCAAACUGAUGUACAAAGAUUACAAGCAGAUUUCUGUUGCUGAUCUGCCAGGACUGAUUGAAGGAGCUCACCUAAACAAAGGCAUGGGCCACACGUUCCUGAAACAUGUGGAGAGGACCAAGCAGCUCAUGUUUGUGGUCGAUGUUUGCGGUUUCCAGCUUGCAAGUAACACACCGUUCAGGUCGGCCUUUGAAGCUGUUCAGCUUCUCACCAAGGAGUUGGAGUUGUACAAAGAGGAGCUUGUAUCGAAGCCUGCUUUGCUGGUGGUGAAUAAGAUGGACCUGCCUAAUGCUGAGGAAAAACUAGAAGAGCUGAAGGAGCAGCUACAAAACCCAGAUGAGUUCUCUGAUCUGCUGCCUGAUGACAUGAUCCCGAAGAACUAUUUGACCUUCAGACACGUGCUUCCCGUCUCUGCCUCCACUGGGUUUGGUAUAGAACAUUUGAAAAGCUGCAUCCGAGAAUCGCUUGAUGAAGAUGCGGAAAUGGCGACUAAAGCCAUCCAUGAAGAAAGACUGCAGGCACUGAGGCACCAAUGACAUGAGCAUUUGGGAUAAACAGAAAGUGUCACACAUUUCAGUGGAACCUACACUGUACGAUGGAAGGUGAGUCUGCCAAAAAAACUUCAAAAUUAUGCAACUUUUAUGGCAGAUGAAUAUCAUCCACUGAGGACACACCUGCGAGAAGACAAACUCUGUGGUAGUGAAGCCUUGCCCGUAGAUGACUUUAUCACAGUCAUUGUCACGAGGCUCCAGGAGUUCUGCUCGAGUUGAACAACACUGUGAAUCGUUGCAUGUUAUCAAAAUAUAAGAUGCUGUUACAGUAACAGGGUCCAUCUUGAUGCAUUUGAUCUGGUUGCUCACAACCAUUAAGAUUGUAUUUAUUUUUUUAUGUGUGUUGUGGGGAUGCAAUAAUCCAACUUUUCCUCAACAGAUAACGACCUCACAUCUCAGUGCCAGAUAUGUCUGUCAGCACCUAUUCGAUAUCAAUGCUCUUUUUUCCCCUGAAGUUUAUAAUUUGUAUGUUUCCUGAGAAAAACUCACAAGUCAUAUUCUUGAAGGUAACAUGAGGCCAGACAUUUGUGUGACGCACCAAACUGAGUCUGCAACCUGUCGUGACUGAAUGUAACUGAUAGCAGAAACACUGAACUUUAUUAUGCCGUUGAGACGUAUAAUGUGAGACUGUAUUGAUCGGUCGUGGCUGGCUGAGACCCUUUCUACUAAAUAACGCUUUUAUUGGAUGAGUGCAUCUCAAUUGUGUUGUUCAUUGACUGUAUUGUUAUACAAAAUAACUAAUAAAUGGAGGCAGUUGUCCAUUAGA
Molecule: messenger RNA, 2005 nt
Organism: Acanthopagrus latus (yellowfin seabream)
Lineage: Eukaryota; Metazoa; Chordata; Actinopteri; Spariformes; Sparidae
Gene: gtpbp10
Product: GTP-binding protein 10 (putative)
Exons: 10
Coding region: 127-1224 (365 amino acids)
Cellular component (GO): mitochondrion
Molecular function (GO): GTP binding; GTPase activity; magnesium ion binding
Source: RefSeq, a predicted model, not a curated record